Staurois parvus is the source of this 352-nucleotide messenger RNA. NCBI's taxonomy places the organism in Eukaryota, Metazoa, Chordata, Amphibia, Anura, Ranidae. The record is from the annotation of a GenBank genome assembly.
UAUGAUACCAUAAUUUUGCAAACAGGUCAUUUUUUUACCUCACUGAUGUGCGUUGAUGAGGCUGCACUGAUAGGCAACACUGAUCGGUGGCACUGACAGCACUGCUGGGCACUGAUCAUCAGUGCCCUGAUGAUCAGUGCUGUUUUGCUCUGUGACAGCUGCCGGUUAUUGGCAGUAAUUUCCACACGCUGCGACAGCGUGGUGAAAGUGCAGCUGAUAACAAGCAACUGUAUUUACUCGGUGAUCUGCUGCGUUAUUGGACACAACUGAUCACGUGUCAUGUGAUCAGCUGUGUCCAUAGGACACAGUGAUCACUGACAAUGUCGGGUGAGCACUGCAGGGGGUGAUUUCU